Molecule: messenger RNA, 783 nt
Organism: Dermacentor albipictus
Lineage: Eukaryota; Metazoa; Arthropoda; Arachnida; Ixodida; Ixodidae
Source: RefSeq, a predicted model, not a curated record
CACCAUCAACAUCAUCACCACUACCACCACCACCCCGUGCACGGCCCCGCGGCUACGGCCUCUUUUUUGAACGCGUCGGGCGAUGGACGUGGUCGUGGAAAGCGUCAGGCCCCCCGAGAGCCCCGUCCGGCCCCCUGAAUUGGCGAGGACCCCGGGCACCGCCACCAGGCAGAGGAAAGUGAUACGCAUCGCGCGCUCCGAGGACUCGGCCAACGUCAACCGCCCCGCGACGGGGUCCACGGGCGUCGUCAGGGUCUACCGCAAGCAGGCUCACACGCACUCCGUGCGAGACCUGCCCGACUUGUCCUCGGAGGACGAGGGCAAGAUCCGCACCCCGAUGUCCGCAUCAAGGUCGCCGUCCUUGUCACCCACCCGGAAGGCACCCUCUCGCCUGUUGCGCCGAGGCUGGUUCCCCGACCUGUCGCGAGAGGGCAUCGAGGCGGCCGUACCCCUGGUGGCCGUGACGUUCGCUUUCGGCGCGUUCAUGACCGCGGUCGCCAUAUUGUGCAAGCCGCGACCGCCCAUCGUGGGCUGACGACCGGCACGUAGAGGGCGCCUCACUCAGUCGCCGCGCUCGAUCCACUUCGAAGCGUCGGGGCGGGUUUGUCACGUGGGGAGGGUUGAGGCGUUCAGUCGACGACUGUCAAGGAGGCGCGCCGAACUAGCGAACGGGUGUCGAAGAGAACCGAGACAAGCGGAGAGCCAGUGGGUUCGACUCAGAUCGAGGCGACACGACGUGUCACCGCUCUCGUAUUAAUAAAAACCUCGAUUCCUUGCAACAAA